Chinchilla lanigera (long-tailed chinchilla) is the source of this 950-nucleotide messenger RNA. RefSeq names its product inhibitor of DNA binding 3, dominant negative helix-loop-helix protein (gene Id3). Gene Ontology annotation, molecular function: transcription regulator activity; protein dimerization activity. Gene Ontology annotation, cellular component: nucleus; cytoplasm. The record is from RefSeq and is a predicted model, not a curated record. Gene Ontology annotation, biological process: circadian regulation of gene expression; cell differentiation; negative regulation of transcription by RNA polymerase II. Bases 71 to 430 code for a protein of 119 amino acids. The transcript has 3 exons. Lineage: Eukaryota; Metazoa; Chordata; Mammalia; Rodentia; Chinchillidae.
UGGGUCAGUUUUGGUUUUUUUUUUUUUUUUUUUUUUGGUUCUCUCGGGACCUCCAGUCUCAAUCUCCGAUAUGAAGGCGCUGAGCCCCGUGCGCGGCUGCUACGAGGCGGUGUGCUGCCUGUCGGAACGCAGUCUGGCCAUCGCGCGGGGCCGUGGUAAGAGCCCAGCUGCCGAGGAGCCACUGAGCCUCCUGGACGACAUGAACCACUGCUACUCGCGCCUGCGGGAACUGGUGCCCGGGGUCCCGCGAGGCACCCAGCUUAGCCAGGUGGAAAUCCUGCAGCGCGUCAUCGACUACAUCCUCGACCUGCAGGUGGUCCUGGCUGAGCCGGCCCCUGGACCCCCAGACGGUCCGCAUCUCCCCAUCCAGACCUCUGAGCUUGCUCCGGAGCUUGUGAUCUCCAACGACAAGAGGAGCUUCUGCCACUGACCCAGCGUCCUGGCACCUCUAGAACGCAGGUGCUGGCGCCCGUUCCGCCUGGGACCCGGGGACUCUCUCCGGCCGGAAGCCCGAGGGCAUGGAUGAGCCCCAACCUCGCCCGGCCCACUUUACUUCCCCAAACCCCUGCCUCGAGGCUGGACCCGGCGCCCCGGAGUGAAGGACUGUGAACUUGGGUGGCCUGAAGAGCCAGAGCUAGCGCUGGCCACCAGUUGGGCAACGCCACCUUGCCCCCACCCCACCCCCAAGUUUUAAAGACUUAUCUUUUCAGAGCGUGGAGGGCUGGGGAGUAGGGGAUGGCUGCUCUCCGAACUCUGCCAAGGCGGUGUUAGAGCUGGUCUUCUGGUCUCCUUGGAGAAAGGCUCUGUUUCCCAGAUUAUGAACUCUAUAAUAGAGUAUAUAGCUUUUGUACCUUUUUUGCAGGAAGGUGACUUUCUGUAAUCAUGCGAUGUAUAUUGAACUUUUUAUAAAAGUUAACAUUUUACAUAAUAAAAACGAUUUUUAAACACUU